Messenger RNA from Actinia tenebrosa (Australian red waratah sea anemone), 888 nucleotides. RefSeq lists its product as uncharacterized. The record is from RefSeq and is a predicted model, not a curated record. Lineage: Eukaryota; Metazoa; Cnidaria; Anthozoa; Actiniaria; Actiniidae.
GAGCACUUCUAAUCAAAUCGAGCCAAAAUGUCAGGGCCUUUAGCUGAUGAGCAAUGGCUGGAAAAAAAUCCCCAAGUCCAAAAAUUAAUAAAAAAGUUCAUGAAAACGAGUGACGAGGCUAUCCCGUUCAUGAAAGAAUAUGCUGAUGCUGUUCCAGAGAUAUGCACGAAGUUACAAGAAUGGAUCGAUAACCUCCAGGUACAAGAGACUGCAGUCAAUAGCGUUCACACAGCAACUACUGGAGUCGCCAUUGCAUCUACCGUUGCCCUAUUCACACCGUUGGCAGUUUUUGGCGUAGUAGGGUUGAUUGGGUCCGGCGUAGGCGCUGCGGCUGUAACAGUUGGUGACGCUGUUUCUAACAGAGUGAAAGCUAAAAAAAUCAAAGAACUCGUGGAAAGCAAAGCUAUCCUUUUGAAAAAGGCAGAAGAAAAGUUGAAAGAGCUUCAAGAUAUCAUCAAAAAAGUUUCUGAUGUUGGAAAGAUUCCCAUCACAACUGCAAAUAAAAUAUGCUUUGGUAUGAUGGAUAUUGCCAGAGCAGGGGCGGGAGCGAGUAUAACCCUGCAGGGCGAUACGAUAGCCACGUUAUUUGGUAUGUUUCAAGUGUGGAGGGCAGGGCAGCUAGCGCCGAAUGGUCUUGCUGUAAUUCAAGGCGUUUCUGGCGCAGGAUCUAUUCUAAUCAGUGGUCUUGGAGCUGUUGUUGGGGUGUGGGUCGUAAUUGACGGAUGGUUUAAUGGUAAUCCUACUAAAAAAGCGACAAUUGAUACGAAAAAGCAAUUGGAAGAAUCAACAAGAGCCAUUUUGAAUUUGAUUAAUAUAUUCGAGGGUAAUCAAAACGAAUAAAAUUUCUCUCAUGUAUAGAGAGGCGGGGAUGCUCGUCGAAAAUUCCGA